Stegodyphus dumicola is the source of this 1343-nucleotide messenger RNA. Its product is annotated as carbonic anhydrase 7-like. NCBI's taxonomy places the organism in Eukaryota, Metazoa, Arthropoda, Arachnida, Araneae, Eresidae. Gene Ontology annotation, molecular function: carbonate dehydratase activity; zinc ion binding. The record is from RefSeq and is a predicted model, not a curated record. Gene Ontology annotation, cellular component: plasma membrane.
GAGAGAGGCAGAAGCAAUUCAAGAGUCACAGAGAGGGACGACAAUGCUGCGUGUUAUGGCGCUAUUUAGUUUUCUUCUCUUGUUACCAUUGGCCAGUCAUGGGUUCCACCUGCACGAGAUUGUGAGAAGGGACGCUAAAGACCAUCAUUCGUGGAGCUAUGAAGGACCUUCUGGUCCGGAGCAUUGGCCUGUCAUAUUCAAGAAGUGCGGAGGGUCGAGACAAUCUCCCAUCAAUAUAGUCACAAGCGAAGCCCUUUAUAACGAGAAUUUAGACGAAUUUGAAUUUGACAACUAUGAAGCUUCGCUUCAAGAAGCAAAGAUGGAGAAUAAUGGACACACAAUUCAGGUUAGUCCGGGAUACAAUGAAGCAGCUCGAUUUGUCGACGGAGGAGGCUUGGACAGCAGGUACCGAUUUCUACAAGUGCACUUUCAUUGGGGCUCCGAUAGCAAAAAAGGAUCGGAACACACUAUCGAUGGCCAGCGUUUUCCUUUGGAGAUGCACUUAGUUCAUAUCAAUACGAAAUAUAAGACGAAAGAACAGGCUGUUCAUGAAAAGGACGGAAUUGCUGUACUUGGAAUUCUCUUUAAGGUAUCUGAGGAGGACAAUCCAGCUCUGGUACCUAUCAUUGAUAAGCUAAAUGAAGUUCGAAAGAAAAGUGCCAAAGCCAAACUCGAUGACUUUAAUCUAGAAUCCCUGCUACCAGAAGAGCGCAUGCCGUACUACAGGUACGAAGGAUCUUUGACCACGCCUCCGUGCUACGAAAUCGUCACUUGGACUGUCUUCAAACAUCACGUACCCAUCAGUGAGAAACAGCUACAACAGUUCCGUAAUAUUAAGGAAGGAGAUGGAGAUGAGGCAGGCGAAAAUCUCGUGGAUAACUUCCGACCGGUCCAAGAACUGCAUAGUCGUACAGUACAAAUAUCCGGAGAUGAAAGUAGCACUGGAGCUAUUGAGGUUCCAUCAAUGAUGAUGGUCCUCUCUGCCAUCUCAUUUUUUCUCUGAAAAUGAUUUAUACAUACAGAAGUCACUUUGGCAGCAAAAUUCAAUACAGCAGAGCUCAGAGGGUUAAUGCCAUUGGACUUACCUAAAUUCCUCUUACUGAUUACUGAAUGGUUGCAGUUACGGAAUUAUAUAUGGCAUUCAUGUUAUUUUGUAUUAAUAAGUUACAAUAAUCCUAUUUAUCAGAGCUUCAUACUACACACUUUCAAUAUGGCAAAGUUGUGAUCUCUCACGAUACAACUGAGUGUUCAUCAAGCAUUUUGUAUGGCUUAUUAAAUAUUCAAACUGGCUUCAAUAUUCAAAGCUAGACAUUUAUUUGGAAAAUAAACUGCGUUUUCAGUUA